GUGAAGAGCUCUCCCUGGACCCUGGAGGCAGCAGGUGUUCUCUGCAGAGAUCUGGACUGUGGCUCUGCUGUUUCUGUGGGAGAGAGAGAGGAGUCCUCAAAGAGAUCCGUUUGGAGGAUCAGAUCUGGCUGUGUUGAGUCUGCAUCUGCUCUGAGGGAGUGUUUAUUAGCAAGUUCCUCUUCCCACUUCCUGACUCUUACCUGUUCAGACUCUGUCAGGCUGGUGAAUGGGACCGGUCUGUGUUCAGGUAGACUGGAGGUGAACUCUAACCAGUCUGACCCGUCCUGGUCCUCAGUGUGUGAGGCUGACUUUGACCAGCAGGAUGCUCAGGUGGUCUGCAGGCAGCUGGGCUGUGGGGCUUCUUCAGUCCUCCAGGGGGCGCUCUAUGGAGAAGGGGAGGCUCCAAUGGGGACCAAAGAGUUCCAGUGUGGAGGCCAUGAGUCUGCUCUCCUGGACUGUAGCUCAGCCUCAGAGAGAAACACCUGCUCACCUGGCAGCGCUGUUAGCCUCACCUGCUCAGAGCCUGAUGAGGUCAGACUGGUGGGAGGAGAGAGUCGCUGUGCAGGAGCUCUGGAGGUGAAGCAUCAGGGAGAAUGGAGAACAGUGUGGGACUCUCCCUGGACCCUGAAGGCAGCAGGUGUUGCCUGCAGAGAGCUAAACUGUGGCUCUGCUGUUUCUGUGGGAGAGAGAGAGGAGACCUCAGAGAGACGUGUGUGGGGGAUCAGACCUACCUGUGCUCAGUCUGCAUCUGCUCUGAGGGAGUGUGCAGCAGCAAGUUACUCUUCCCACUUCCUGACUCUUACCUGUUCAGACUCUGUCAGGCUGCUGGGGGGGACCAGUCUGUGCUCAGGUAGACUGGAGGUGAAGUCUAACCAGUCUAACCAGUCUAACCCGUCCUGGUCCUCAGUGUGUGAGGCUGACUUUGACCAGCAGGAUGCUCAGGUGGUCUGCAGGCAGCUGGGCUGUGGGGCUCCUUCAGUCCUCCAGGGGGCGCUCUAUGGAGAAGGGGAGGCUCCAAUGGGGACCAAAGAGUUCCAGUGUGGAGGCCAUGAGUCUGCUCUGCUGGACUGUAGCUCAGCCUCAGAGAGAAACACCUGCUCACCUGGCAGAGCUGUUAGCCUCACCUGCUCAGGUAGAAGAUUCAAAGAGCCGGUCAGACUGGUGGGAGGAGAGAGUCGCUGUACUGGAGAACUGGAGGUGAAACAGGGAGAAUGGAGAGCAGUGAAGAGCUCUCCCUGGACUCUGGAGGCAGCAGGUGUUGCCUGCAGAGAUCUGGACUGUGGCUCUGCUGUUUCUGUGGGAAGGAUUAAGCAGUCCUCAGAGAGACCUGUGUGGGAGAUCAGAUCUAAAUGUGUUGAGUCUGGAUCUGCUCUGAGGGACUGUGCAACAGCAACUUCAUAUUCCUACUUCCUGACUCUUUCCUGUUCAGAGCCGGGUGAGGCUAAGCUGGUGGGAGGAGAGAGUCGCUGUGCAGGAACUCUGGAGGUGAAGCAUCAGGGAGCAUGGAGACCAGUGAAGGGGUUUCCUCCCUCUACCCUGAAGGCAGCAGGUGUUGCCUGCAGAGAGCUGGACUGUGGCUCUGCUGUUUCUGUGGGAGAGAGAGUGGAGUCAUCAGAGAGACCUGUGUGGUGGAUCCUGUCUGCCUGUGUUGAGUCUGGAUCUGCUCUGAGGCAGUGUGCAUUAUCAGGUUCCUCUUCCCACUUCCUGACUCUUACCUGUUCAGACUCUGUCAGGCUGGUGAAUGGGACCAGUCUGUGCUCAGGCAGACUGGAGGUGAACUCUAACCAGUCUAACCAGUCUGACCCGUCCUGGUCCUCAGUGUGUGAGGCUGACUUUGACCAGCAGGAUGCUCAGGUGGUCUGCAGGCAGCUGGGCUGUGGGGCUCCUUCAGUCCUCCAGGGGGCGCUCUAUGGAGAAGGGGAGGCUCCAAUGGGUACCAAAGAGUUCCAGUGUGGAGGCCAUGAGUCUGCUCUCCUGGACUGUAGCUCAGCCUCAGAGAGAAGCACCUGCUCACCUGGCACAGCUGUUGGCCUCACCUGCUCAGAGCCGGUCAGACUGGUGGGAGGAGAGAGUCGCUGUGCAGGAGCUCUGGAGGUGAAACAUCACAGGGAAUGGAGACCAGUGUGGGUCCCUCUCUGGACCCUGAAGGCAGCAGGUGUUGCCUGCAGAGAUCUGGACUGUGGCUCUGCUGUUUCUGUGGGAGAGAGAAAGUCCUCAUUCAGACCUGUGUGGGGGAUCCUGUCUGACUGUGCUCGGUCUGGAUCUGCUCUGAGGGAGUGUGCAGUAUCAAGUUACUCUUCCAACUUCCUGACUAUUGCCUGUUCAGACUCUGUCAGGCUGGUGAAUGGGACCAGUCUGUGCUCAGGUAGACUGGAGGUGAAGUCUAACCAGUCUAACCCGUCCUGGUCCUCAGUGUGUGAGGCUGACUUUGACCAGCAGGAUGCUCAGGUGGUCUGCAGGCAGCUUGGCUGUGGGGCUCCUUCAGUCCUCCAGGGGGCGCUCUAUGGAGAAGGGGAGGCUCCAAUGGGGACCAAAGAGUUCCAGUGUGGAGGCCAUGAGUCUGCUCUCCUGGACUGUAGCUCAGCCUCAGAGAGAAACACCUGCUCACCUGGCAGAGCUGUUGGCCUCACCUGCUCAGAGCCGGUCAGACUGGUGGGAGGAGAGAGUCGCUGUGAGGGAGCUCUGGAGGUGAAACAGGGAGAAUGGAGAACAGUGAAGAACUCUCCCUGGACCCUGAAGACAGCAGGUGUUGCCUGCAGAGAACUCGACUGUGGCUCUGCUGUUUCUGUGGGAGAGAGAGAGGAGUCCUCAGAGAGACCUGUGUGGGGGAUCAGACCUGACUGUGUUCAGUCUGGAUCUGCUCUGAGGGAGUGUGCAACAGCAACUUCCUCUUCCCACGUCCUGACUCUUACCUGUUCAGACUCUGUCAGGCUGGUGAAUGGGACCAGUCUGUGCUCAGGUAGACUGGAGGUGAAGUCUAACCAGUCUAACCCGUCCUGGUCCUCAGUGUGUGAGGCUGACUUUGACCAGCAGGAUGCUCAGGUGGUCUGCAGGCAGCUGGGCUGUAGGGCUCCUUCAGUCCUCCAGGGGGCGCUCUAUGGAGAAGGGGAGGCUCCAAUGUGGACCACAGAGUUCCAGUGUGGAGGCCAUGAGUCUGCUCUCCUGGACUGUAGCUCAGCCUCAGAGAGAAACACCUGCUCACCUGGCAGAGCUGUUGGCCUCACCUGCUCAGAGCCGGUCAGACUGGUGGGAGGAGAGAGUCGCUGUGCAGGAGACCUGGAGGUGAAACAGGGAGAAUGGAGACCAGUGAAGAACUCUCCCUGGACCCUGAAGACAGCAGGUGUUCUCUGCAGAGAGCUGGACUGUGGCUCUGCUGUUUCUCUACGAUUGAGAGAGGAGUCCUCAAAGAGAUCUGUGUGGGGGAUCAGUCCUCAAUGUGUUGAGUCUGGAUCUGCUCUGAGGGAGUGUGCAGCAGCAAGUUCCUCUUCCUACUUCUUGACUCUUACCUGUUCAGAGCCGGUCAGACUGGUGGAAGGAGAGAGUCGCUGUGCAGGAACUCUGGAGGGGAAUCUUCAUGGGGAAUGGAGACCAGUGGGGGGCUCUCCCUCUCUCUGGACCCUGAAGAUAGCAGAUGAUGUCUGCAGAGAUCUCAAAUGUGGCUCUGCUGUUUCUGUGGGAGAGAGAGUGGAGUCCUCAGAGAGAUCUGUGUGGGACAUCAUGUCUACCUGUGUUCAGUCUGGAUCUGCUCUGAGGCAGUGUGCAGAAUCAAGUUACUCUUCCCACUUCCUGACUCUUACCUGUUCAGACUCUGUCAGGCUGGUGAAUGGGACCAGUCUGUGCUCAGGCAGACUGGAGGUGAACUCUAACCAGUCUAACCCGUCUAACCCGUCCUGGUCCUCAGUGUGUGAGGCUGACUUUGACCAGCAGGAUGCUCAGGUGGUCUGCAGGCAGCUGGGCUGUGGGGCUCCUUCAGUCCUCCAGGGGGCGCUCUAUGGAGAAGGGGAGGCUCCAAUGGGGACCAAAGAGUUCCAGUGUGGAGGCCAUGAGUCUGCUCUCCUGGACUGUAGCUCAGCCUCAGAGAGAAACACCUGCUCACCUGGCACAGCUGUUAGCCUCACCUGCUCAGAGCCUGUUUAUUUUAAGCUUGUGGGAGGAGAGAGACGCUGUGCAGGAGAACUGGAGCUGAACCAUCAGGGAGAAUGGAGAACGGUUUUCCUCCCUGGACCCUGGACCCUGAAGGCAGCAAAUGUUUUCUGCAGAGAUCUGGACUGUGGCUCUGCUGUUUCUGUGGGAGAGAGAGAGGAGUCCUCAGAGAGACCUGUGUGGGGGAUCAGACCUGCCUGUAUUCAGUCUGGAUCUGCUCUGAGGCAGUGUGCAGCAGCAAGUUCCUCUUCACACUUCCUGACUCUUACCUGUUCAGACUCUGUCAGGCUGGUGAAUGGGACCAGUCUGUGCUCAGGUAGACUGGAGGUGAAGUCUAACCAGUCUAACCAGUCUAACCCGUCCUGGUCCUCAGUGUGUGAGGCUGACUUUGACCAGCAGGAUGCUCAGGUGGUCUGCAGGCAGCUGGGCUGUGGGGCUCCUUCAGUCCUCCAGGGGGCGCUCUAUGGAGAAGGGGAGGCUCCAAUGUGGACCACAGAGUUCCAGUGUGGAGGCCAUGAGUCUGCUCUCCUGGACUGUAGCUCAGCCUCAGAGAGAAGCACCUGCUCACCUGGCAGAGCUGUUAGCCUCACCUGCUCAGAGCCUGAUGAGGUCAGACUGGUGGGAGGAGAGAGUCGCUGUGCAGGAGACAUGGAGGUGAAGCAUCAGGGAGAAUGGAGACCAGUGGAGAGCUCUCUCUGGACCCUGAAGGCAGCAGGUGUUGCCUGCAGAGAUCUGGACUGUGGGUCUGAUGUUUAUGUGGGAGAGAGAGUGGAGUCCUCAGAGAGACCUGUGUGGAGGAUCAGUCCUCAAUGUGUUGAGUCUGGAUCUGCUCUGAGGGAGUGUGCAACAGCAGGUUCCUCUUCAUACUUCCUGACUCUUUCCUGUUCAGAGCCGGGUGAGGUUAAGCUGGUGGGAGGAGAGAGUCGCUGUGCAGGAACUCUGGAGGUGAAGCAUCAGGGAGCAUGGAGACCAGUGAAGGGGUUUCCUCCCUCUACCCUGAAGGCAGCAGGUGUUGCCUGCAGAGAGCUGGACUGUGGCUCUGCUGUUUCUGUGGGAGAGAGAAUAUCCUCAUUCACACCUGUGUGGGAGAUCCUGUCUGACUGUGCUUGGUCUGGAUCUGCUCUGAGGGAGUGUGCAUUAUCAAGUUACUCUUCCAACUUCCUGACUCUUACCUGUUCAGACUCUGUCAGGCUGCUGGGGGGGACCGGUCUGUGCUCAGGCAGACUGGAGGUGAACUCUAACCAGUCUAACCAGUCUGACCCGUCCUGGUCCUCAGUGUGUGAGGCUGACUUUGACCAGCAGGAUGCUCAGGUGGUCUGCAGGCAGCUGGGCUGUAGGGCUCCUUCAGUCCUCCAGGGGGCGCUCUAUGGAGAAGGGGAGGCUCCAAUGGGUACCAAAGAGUUCCAGUGUGGAGGCCAUGAGUCUGCUCUCCUGGACUGUAGCUCAGCCUCAGAGAGAAGCACCUGCUCACCUGGCAGAGCUGUUAGCCUCACCUGCUCAGAGCCGGUCAGACUGGUGGGAGGAGAGAGUCGCUGUGCAGGAGACCUGGAGGUGAAACAUCACAGGGAAUGGAGACCAGUGUGGGUCCCUCUCUGGACCCUGAAGGCAGCAGGUGUUGCCUGCAGAGAGCUGGACUGUGGCUCUGCUGUUUCUGUGGGGGAGAGAAAGUCCUCAUUCAGACCUGUGUGGGGGAUCCUGUCUGACUGUGCUCGGUCUGGAUCUGCUCUGAGGGAGUGUGCAGUAUCAAGUUACUCUUCCAACGUCCUGACUCUUACCUGUUCAGAGCCGGUCAGACUGGUGGGAGGAGAGAGUCGCUGUUCAGGAGCUCUGGAGGUGAGGCUUCAGGGGGAAUGGAGACCAGUGGAGAGUUCUCCGCCUUGGACCCUGAAGGCAGCAGGUGUUGCCUGCAGAGAUCUGGACUGUGGUUCUGCUGCUUCUGUGGGAGAGAGAGAGGAGUCCUCAGAGAGAUCUGUGUGGAGGAUCAGAUCUGCCUGUGUUCAGUAUGGAUCUGCUCUGAGGGAGUGUGCAGCAGCAAGUUCCUCUUCCCACUUCCUGACUCUUACCUGUUCAGACUCUGUCAGGCUGGUGAAUGGGACCAGUCUGUGUUCAGGUAGACUGGAGGUGAACUCUAACCAGUCUAACCAGUCUGACCCGUCCUGGUCCUCAGUGUGUGAGGCUGACUUUGACCAGCAGGAUGCUCAGGUGGUCUGCAGGCAGCUGGGCUGUGGGGCUCCUUCAGUCCUCCAGGGGGCGCUCUAUGGAGGAGGGGAGGCUCCAAUGGGGACCAAAGAGUUCCAGUGUGGAGGCCAUGAGUCUGCUCUCCUGGACUGUAGCUCAGCCUCAGAGAGAAACACCUGCUCACCUGGCAGAGCUGUUAGCCUCACCUGCUCAGAGCCGGUGAGACUGGUGGGAGGAGAGAGUCGCUGUGCAGGAGCUCUGGAGCUGAAGCUUUGGGGAGAAUGGAGACCAGUGAUUGGUUUUCCUACCUGGACCCUGAAGGAAGCAAAAGUUCUCUGCAGAGAUCUGGACUGUGGCUCUGCUGUUUCAGUGGGAGAGAGAGUGGAGUCCUCAGAGAGAUCUGUGUGGGGGAUCAGACCUACCUGUGUUGAGUCUGAAUCUGCUCUGAGGGAGUGUGCAGCAGCAAGUUACUCUUCCUACUUCCUGACUCUUACAUGUUCAGAGCCGGUCAGACUGGUGGGAGGAGAGAGACGCUGUGAGGGAGACCUGGAGGUGAAGCAUCGGGGAGAAUGGAGACCAGUGGGGGGAUUUAACUCUCUCUGGACCCUGAAGGCAGCAGGUGUUCUCUGCAGAUAUCUCGACUGUGGCUCUGCUGUUUCUGUGGGAGAGAGAAAGGAGUCCUCAUUUAGACCUUUGUGGUGGAUCAGACCUACCUGUGUUCAGUCUGGAUCUGCUCUGAGGGAGUGUGCAUUAUCAGGUUCAUUUGACCACUUCCUGACUCUCACCUGUUCAGACUCUGUCAGGCUGGUGAAUGGGACCAGUCUGUGUUCAGGUAGACUGGAGGUGAAGUCUAACCAGUCUAACCCGUCCUGGUCCUCAGUGUGUGAGGCUGACUUUGACCAGCAGGAUGCUCAGGUGGUCUGCCGGCAGCUGGGCUGUGGGGCUCCUUCAGUCCUCCAGGGGGCGCUCUAUGGAGAAGGGGAGGCUCCAAUGGGGACCACAGAGUUCCAGUGUGGAGGCCAUGAGUCUGCUCUCCUGGACUGUAGCUCAGCCUCAGAGAGAAACACCUGCUCACCUGGCACAGCUGUUAGCCUCACCUGCUCAGAGCCGGUCAGACUGGUGGGAGGAGAGAGUCGCUGUGCAGGAGACCUGGAGCUGAAGCUUCGGGGAGAAUGGAGACCAGUGAUUGGUUUUCCUACCUGGACCCUGGAGGCAGCAAGCGUUCUCUGCAGAGAACUCGACUGUGGCUCUGCUGUUUCUGUGGGAGAGAGAGAGGAGUCCUCAGAGAGAUCUGUGUGGGGGAUCAGACCUGACUGUGUUCAGUAUGGAUCUGCUCUGAGGGAGUGUGCAGCAGCAGGUUCAUCUUCCCACUUCCUGACUCUUACCUGUUCAGACUCUGUCAGGCUGGUGAAUGGGACCAGUCUGUGCUCAGGUAGACUGGAGGUGAAGUCUAACCAGUCUAACCAGUCUAACCCGUCCUGGUCCUCAGUGUGUGAGGCUGACUUUGACCAGCAGGAUGCUCAGGUGGUCUGCAGGCAGCUGGGCUGUGGGGCUCCUUCAGUCCUCCAGGGGGCGCUCUAUGGAGAAGGGGAGGCUCCAAUGGGGACCACAGAGUUCCAGUGUGGAGGCCAUGAGUCUGCUCUCCUGGACUGUAGCUCAGCCUCAGAGAGAAACACCUGCUCACCUGGCAGAGCUGUUAGCCUCACCUGCUCAGAUCCGGUCAGACUGGUGGGAGGAGAGAGUCGCUGUGCAGGAACUCUGGAGGUGAAACAUCGGGGAGAAUGGAGACCAGUGGGCAUUAACUCUCUCUGGACCCUGAAGACAGCAGGUGUUCCCUGCAGAGAGCUCAACUGUGGCUCUGCUGUUUCUGUAGGAGAGAGAAAGGCGUCCUCAAAGAGAUCUGUGUGGAGGAUCAGACCUCAAUGUGUUCAGUCUGCAUCUGCUCUGAGGGAAUGUGCAGUAUCAAGUUCCUCUUCCCACCUCCUGACUCUUACCUGUUCAGACUCUGUCAGGCUGGUGAAUGGGACCAGUCCGUGUUCAGGUAGACUGGAGGUGAAGUCUAACCAGUCCAACCCGUCCUGGUCCUCAGUGUGUGAGGCUGACUUUGACCAGCAGGAUGCUCAGGUGGUCUGCAGGCAGCUGGGCUGUGGGGCUCCUUCAGUCCUCCAGGGGGCGCUCUAUGGAGAAGGGGAGGCUCCAAUGGGGACCACAGAGUUCCAGUGUGGAGGCCAUGAGUCUGCUCUCCUGGACUGUAGCUCAGCCUCAGAGAGAAACACCUGCUCACCUGGCAGAGCUGUUAGCCUCACCUGCUCAGAGCCUGAUGAGGUCAGACUGGUGGGAGGAGAGAGUCGCUGUGCAGGAACUCUAAGCGUGAAACAUCGAGGAGAAUGGAGACCAGUGGAUGGCUCUUCCUAUCCCUGGAACCUGAAGACAGCAGGUGUUGGCUGCAGAGAACUCGACUGUGGCUCUGCUGUUUCUGUAGGAGAGAGAAAGGCGUCCUCAAAGAGAAUUGUGUGGAGGAUCAGACCUCAAUGUGUUCAGUCUGGAUCUGCUCUGAGGGAAUGUGCAGUAUCAAGUUCCUCUUCCCACCUCCUGACUCUUACCUGUUCAGACUCUGUCAGGCUGGUGAAUGGGACCAGUCUGUGCUCAGGGAGACUGGAGGUGAACUCUGACCACUCUAACCAGUCUAACCCGUCCUGGUCCUCAGUGUGUGAGGCUGACUUUGACCAGCAGGAUGCUCAGGUGGUCUGCAGGCAGCUGGGCUGUGGGGCUCCUUCAGUCCUCCAGGGGGCGCUCUAUGGAGGAGGGGAGGCUCCAAUGUGGACCAAAGAGUUCCAGUGUGGAGGCCAUGAGUCUGCUCUCCUGGACUGUAGCUCAGCCUCAGAGAGAAACACCUGCUCACCUGGCAGAGCUGUUAGCCUCACCUGCUCAGAGCCGGUCAGACUGGUGGGAGGAGAGAGUCGCUGUGCAGGAGACCUGGAGGUGAAACAUCAAGGAGAAUGGAGACCAGUGUGGGACUCUACCUGGACCCUGAACACAGCAGGUGUUGCCUGCAGAGAUCUCGACUGUGGCUCUGCUGUUUCUCUAGGAGACAGAGAGUCCUCAAAGAGAUCUGUGUGGUGGAUCUGUCCUCAAUGUGUUCAGUCUGCAUCUGCUCUGAGGGAGUGUGCAGUAUCAAGUUCCUCUUCCCACUUCAUGACUCUUACCUGUUCCGAGCCUG
Gymnodraco acuticeps is the source of this 9541-nucleotide messenger RNA. RefSeq names its product deleted in malignant brain tumors 1 protein-like. Lineage: Eukaryota; Metazoa; Chordata; Actinopteri; Perciformes; Bathydraconidae. Gene Ontology annotation, cellular component: membrane. The record is from RefSeq and is a predicted model, not a curated record.